AUGACAACGACGCCCUCGAUCGGCCACAAUGCAGAUAUAGUGCUUCUGAGAACGGGCGACGGCACAGCCGGGCAAAUGAAUCCUACCGAUUCGGCAAACAGCAAUCAACAUUACCACAGCGGGCUGUUCAAGUGGUCUGACAGUGAGAUUAGGCAUGAACCUGACCUUCCAUAUAUGAUCGGUGCGGAGCAUAGGUAUCGAGCUGAAUUGAGGACACUAGUACGGGAUCUUGGAACAGCUUUCGCACGAUGUCAGAGACGCAAUGCCGUUCUACAUGCAUUGGCCAGUUUGCCGGAACCUAUACAGGUCAAACAUGUGUCUGCACCGGAGUCGCAAACAUCCAAGUCUCUAGCAAAUAUCUGCGCCUUGGAAGACAACGCGUCUUUGUAUCCGAACGCGUCAAAAAUUGUGAAUGUUCAGGAAGAAACUUGGGGGUUUGUCAAAGUCCGGAAGGCAUCAGAAACACUCGUGGAAGCAACUUGUCCUGGCCAAGAUUGCGAAUCCUCAGCAGCACCAACAUUCGACAGAUCCGCCAGCCCGUCAGAUUCGGAAAGUAGCUCAUCAACUAUACGACCAUGGACUGCGGAUGGACCUAGGACUAAGCAGCCAGAGGGUUCCGACGUGCGAACACGAUACGGGGACGUAAUGCUUAGCGCAAGCAAACAGCGAAUUACUACUGGAAUGUGCUUCCGGGCCAUCAUGAACCCCGAGUCCGAAGCAGAGCUGACGGCCGUGAGGCUCGCCGGCCAAUACUCCGAAAUUGCAUCUACACUGAUACCAGGGCUUCGGAUUCACACAUGCCACAAGGUUACGGCUCCUGCAUGUACGCUAGCUCGAUGCCGACCAUAUGAGACAUGCAGAUUUCGACAAGGAUUGCGCAUUGCCGCACCGGCACAUGUUCUCAACCGGUCAGGAGCGGAUUGCGAUGAAGCCGGCGGAGGCAACUAUUCUCGAAGGCACUGUAAUGAUGAUCGGCAAGAACUCUCUGGUCCAGAUAUCUGUAUGAAGUCGACCAUCCCGAAUCGCCCCUUCCCACAACAUCCAGCUAUGGAGGAAAAGCACACGCCUGUCCCAAGACUUUCAGCAAGCGCCACAACAUAUCUCCAUUUCCACCCUCCAUCCACCAUGGACGAUGCCCUGCGCCAACGUCUCGCAGCUAUCGAUGACUCCCUCCGCAGGUGUAACUCCUCGGUAGAUGAUGGUGUUCGCAAACUUAUCACAGGCCAUUUGUCCAGAUUGGACGAGAAAUUCCUCAAAUCUGAUGAGAUGGUGCAGUACGAAAAUUCGAAGCUGGCCAUACAGAUACAGACCAUUUUGUCCGGCUUACAGAAAACCAUCGACGAGACUCAAGACAAGAUCUGCGCCUCAAUCAGUGAACUUCGGAAUGGCGCACGACCUGACGAGCCAAUGGCACUAGACGCGGAACGAGUGGGAGCGCGAUCUCAGGCUGAGAGUCGUCAGCCAAGUGGGCGUCCGAAUGGUUCCCACAGGCCUUGA
This is a messenger RNA of Dissoconium aciculare CBS 342.82, 1497 nucleotides long. RefSeq lists its product as uncharacterized. Lineage: Eukaryota; Fungi; Ascomycota; Dothideomycetes; Mycosphaerellales; Dissoconiaceae. The record is from RefSeq and is a predicted model, not a curated record. The transcript is spliced from 4 exons. The coding region runs from base 1 to 1497 and encodes 498 amino acids.